GAAUUCUUUGAAUCAUAGAAUAAACUCCCCGCGUCAAUAGUUAACUGUCAGGACACUGUAUCUUUGAACAUCUCCAUACUUCCCGCAAUCGUCCAACAUUACUCUUGAUCUAUCUACACACAUUUUUUGGUCUUUUGUUAUUCAUUUUCUUCUCUUGCUGUGUUUUAUCCUGUGUAUUCUGCAUGCACCUUUGGCUUCCUUUCCUUGUCUUCACGCUGCUUCCUGUAUUCUCUUUUACCCUUUCCUGAAAAAUUGUGCACCAAAGCAGUGUAUGUAAUAAAUUUAUCAUUAUUAUUAUUAUUGUUGUUUCAAGUUCGAGAUGUUACACUUCCAACAACCUUUUUAACGAAAAUCUACAAACGCUGAAUUCCCACAGGUUUCACAAACUUCGAAAAGCCAUCAUUAUUUUGCUGUAACCUGGGAUUAGUAAAUUCAGAAAGGGAGAGAUUUAUAGGAAGACAAUUUGUUUAAACAGACUGUUGAAUGAUGGUAUCAAAAUGGCGUUGAUUGCUAUUGUUGUUUCUACGUUGAUUGUGACGUCAUACUUGCUGCUGCUUAAAUCUUAUAAUCAGAAUUUCGUUGUUAUGGGAAAAUUAAAGCGAAUUUAUGUCACUUAGAAAAUGUCAGCUUUGAACUCGUGAAAUAGUAAGGUGUUGGAAUUUAAAUAUCCAUCUGAAAUUGAUCAUUACCCAGUAAUAUGCCAAAUUUCUUGGAUCAUUAUGCUGGUCCCUACCCUAUUCAUCAGCUGGUCGCUGCUCAAAGAACUCUCAUUUAUGGCUUCAACAACAAGAGUUCUAAAAUAUUUGAUCGUAUCUAUAAAGUGAUGCUCAGAGAAAAUUGUAGAAGCGCUGCACCACUAAACAAUGAAGUAUAUUCUUCUGAUGGAUUUCAAUACACUUUGAGUAGCUCCUCACAGCCAGAGCAAAAGAGAAAGGCACCGGUAGACGAUGAUUCUUCCUUAUCAAUCAACAUUGACCAUCAAGAUCCGCCUGCCAAAAACAUAAAAUUAAAAAAGUCUAAGGCUUUAGAAAAUAACAGUCUACAGAUAGAAAGUUCCAAACUACUUGUCUGCUACAAAUGUGAUUAUUGUGACUUUGUCUCUGCAGACAGAACAGAAUCGUUGCAACAUUUGAAAGAUGAGGUGCAUAAAAGCUGCAGCAAGUGUAAAGCUAUGUUCUAUAAAAAGAAACUCAAAGCGGAUUCUGUUAUAACUGAGAUGGCUAUUAAAAAUGAAGGUAAAGAAUUCUACUCUAAACUAGCUACAUGUUCAAAAUGUUUUACUGUGUUUCCGGAUAUAUAUUCAUGUUCCAAUCAUUUUGUAAGAUUGCACAAUGAAAAGAGUCUGCCUUGUUACGCGAUAUCUGAUGUUGUUGACUACAAAAAGGUCCUGAUUCCUGGAGACAGUGUUUGCCAAAAAUGUGGCCUACAUUGUGAAAAACAAAAGAAUCUUAAUACACAUUAUGGGCAGUUUCAACAUUAUCCAUUUGACAAGCCAAUCUCCUCAGAAGUACGAUUGCUGUUUACAUGUCCCAUUUGUCAAAAAUACUUUUAUGCAUUUCUACUUGCCAAAGCACACAUCCUGGACCACGGUUUGACUAAACCCUCUUCGUCAUAUACCCUCAACCUAGCUUACUAUAAACUUUGCGACCCAAAAGUAACUUUGCUUCCGUUAACAGAUGCAAAGGAAACAGAGACAUUAACUAAAACAAAGAAAAAAAGAGAAAGAGUAAGAGUAAGACCCCAAAAAAAGAAAAAGUCACAACUAGAUGCAGAUUGAGAUUUUAAUACUGAAAGUAGAUUCGAGACGGCAGCACGUGGAAGCAUUUCAGUGAAAAAAUAAAAACUGACUAUUUAAUUGUGA
Octopus sinensis (East Asian common octopus) is the source of this 1861-nucleotide messenger RNA. RefSeq lists its product as uncharacterized. NCBI's taxonomy places the organism in Eukaryota, Metazoa, Mollusca, Cephalopoda, Octopoda, Octopodidae. Bases 698 to 1777 code for a protein of 359 amino acids. The record is from RefSeq and is a predicted model, not a curated record. The transcript is spliced from 2 exons.